Molecule: messenger RNA, 557 nt
Organism: Paramecium primaurelia
Lineage: Eukaryota; Ciliophora; Oligohymenophorea; Peniculida; Parameciidae
Source: the annotation of a GenBank genome assembly
UAGAUAUGUUUUCAUAACCAAUAAUAACACCAUUUGCCUUAAUGAUACCAGGACAAUUAGCAAUUACUUAAUUCACUUAGAUUAACAAUAGCUUUGUAGUUGAUGUGAAUAAUCCUGCAAUUAUAACUUCAAUAGCAUUCUUCUUAAUGUAACCCUUAGAUGAAGGAAUUGCUGCUUGUUUAUAUUAUUCUUAUCCUCCUUAUAGUCAAUUAGAAUUUUUAGGAGCAAUUGCUAAUGCUAGACCAUCUGAUAUAUUUUCAACUAGUUUUAGUCUUAAUCCUCAUACAAAUAAACAAGCUUAAAUAAAAAUAGUAAUUCAACUUUAAUAGAUUGAUCAAAAUUUGUAAUAAAUGAUUCUUAUGUUACCAGAGAAACAAGGAUAUUACUUUAUGGCAAUUGCAUAACAUUUAGAUAGAUUUCUAUAAGAUUAUCCUAAAUAAAUAUAUUAUAAUGAAAAAAAUUAAUAGAUGUUGGUUGUACCAACAAUUUCAUUAAAUAAAUGGCUAUAAAGAUUCACUGAAAAGUAUAAUAUUGAUCCUAACUUUUUGUUUUCUUGA